AUGGAUGGCGAUGUUAUGCUUCUUCUUCGCGAUGUGAGAGGGUCGUUGAGUGAUGGCGAUGAGAGGGGCUCGCAUGAUGGCGAUGAGAGGGGCUCGCAUGAUGGCGAUGAGAGGGGCUUGCAUGAUGGCGAUGAGAGGGGCUCGCAUGAUGGCGAUGUGAGGGGCUCGCAUGAUGGCGAUGUGAGGGGCUCGCAUGAUGGCGAUGAGAGGGGCUUGCAUGAUGGCGAUGAGAGGGGCUCGCAUGAUGGCGAUGUGAGAGGCUCGCAUGAUGGCGAUGAGAGGGGCUCGCAUGAUGGCGAUGUGAGGGGCUCGCAUGAUGGCGAUGAGAGGGGCUUGCAUGAUGGCGAUGAGAGGGGCUCGCAUGAUGGCGAUGUGAGGGGCUCGCAUGAUGGCGAUGAGAGGGGCUCGCAUGAUGGCGAUGAGAGGGGCUCGCAUGAUGGCGAUGAGAGGGGCUCGCAUGAUGGCGAUGAGAGGGGCUCGCAUGAUGGCGAUGAGAGGGGCUCGCAUGAUGGCGAUGUGAGGGGCUCGCAUGAUGGCGAUGUGAGGGGCUCGCAUGAUGGCGCCUCUCGUGUACUUCACUACACUCUUCAAGUUCUCCUCGCUCCUGUCCCCUCCUGCCCUCCUCUCCCCCAUCCCCCAUCCCCCAGUCUCGUGUACUUCACGACUCUCUUCAAGCUCUAUGAAGUUGAGUUCUACGUCAAGGCAGACGACGACAUCUACCUCAUACCAGACCGCCUCUCCUCUCUGCAGACCGCCUCUCCUCUCUGCAGACCGCCUCUCCUCUCUGCAGACCGCCUCUCCUCUCUCACGGGUGCCACACCCUCCCUCCCUACCUGCUGCCUGUUUCUGUUCAACCCUGCAGACCGCCUCUCCUCUCUGAUCGCCAGGCCAAGGAACUCAUCUCGAACCUACAUUGGAUGCAUGAAGAGGGGAACUGUGGGCACUAACCCUGAUAUGAAGUGGUAUGAGCGCAAGUCGUGGCUGCUGGGGUCGCACUACUUCAUGCAUGCCUUCGGAGCCAUCUACGCCCUCUCCUACGACGUGGUCAACAUUCUCAACGCCAUCCCCGACGACGGGCUGAGCAUGUUCACAAACGAGGAUGUGUCAGUGGGAGCGUGGAUGCUUGCCUUCGACGUGCAACAUGAGAAGUCAUAUGCUCUCUGUCAGAAGAACUGCACGCCCUCUGCUGUGGCUCUCUGGGAGCCAAUCUGUGCCGGCCUCUGCCGGCCGUAUGUGCAGAUGAAGGAGCUUCAUCGAAACCCCGCGUGCUCUGGGACACACACAUUUUAA
This is a messenger RNA of Closterium sp. NIES-65, 1290 nucleotides long. NCBI's taxonomy places the organism in Eukaryota, Viridiplantae, Streptophyta, Zygnematophyceae, Desmidiales, Closteriaceae. The record is from the annotation of a GenBank genome assembly.